Molecule: messenger RNA, 736 nt
Organism: Mercenaria mercenaria
Lineage: Eukaryota; Metazoa; Mollusca; Bivalvia; Venerida; Veneridae
Exons: 3
Coding region: 35-433 (132 amino acids)
Source: RefSeq, a predicted model, not a curated record
GCAUGCGUAAUUAUUAAAAUAAAAUUCACUUCCAAUGCGUUUUAUCUCAGUAGAAGACGAACGGCGCGCAACUAAACGGGUGGACAGAAAUAAACUUGGAGCAAAAAUGCAUGGCAAAUUUCUUUCGGCUUUUAUUGUAGUGUUAGUGUUUGGGGCAGCACAUUGUGGUUUAGAAGACUUUUUGAGUAUGGCAACAAAUAUAGCUGGCGCACUCGGGACAAAAAAUUCUGGACAGAUACCACGUGGAAAUGGCUGCGUGAUAAACUGGUCGUUCCAGGGCAUGUUGGCGGGAAUAGAAUGGAAAUACAUGGGUGUCUGUACGGAUUCGUGUACACAUGAAACAGAAACCGUUUUUAAACAAAGCAGAGGCGGGGCCGUGGAACACUGUCUGCACAACUUAAUGCGAAAAAUUGCAAGACAUGGCGAUCUAUAGAAUGACUUUAAUUAUUGUUUACCUUCAUUUAUUCAAAGCUGCGUGACCACUUUACAUGUGUAUUUUUAUUAAUUUAGAUACUAAUUUGUGCAGUAAACCUGUGUUGCAGUAAUAUGCUGGAAGUGUAACAGUGCACGAAGUGUAUAAUAUUCAUUAAUUCAUUAUUCUUGAAACCGUAUAUAACACUAUGUAAAACUGCUUCUUGUAUAUUUCUCUCUGUCAAUAUUGUCAUCAUUUAUUAAGACAAAAGUACCAAUAUGAGUGUUGCAACAAAAAUGCAUGUUUUUUGUUUGUUUCUUUUUU